Anastrepha ludens (Mexican fruit fly) is the source of this 3012-nucleotide messenger RNA. It is a transcript of the gene Sec3, whose product is annotated as exocyst complex component 1. Gene Ontology annotation, biological process: exocytosis; Golgi to plasma membrane transport. Gene Ontology annotation, molecular function: phosphatidylinositol-4,5-bisphosphate binding. Bases 167 to 2842 code for a protein of 891 amino acids. The transcript has 7 exons. Lineage: Eukaryota; Metazoa; Arthropoda; Insecta; Diptera; Tephritidae. Gene Ontology annotation, cellular component: exocyst; plasma membrane. The record is from RefSeq and is a predicted model, not a curated record.
UAUUUUAGCAGCAAUCAGCUGGUUUUGGCAGACGACACUAUCUAUAAUCCGUUGAAAAUUCGCAAAGAGGGCGUCAAGUAAAGAAUUGUAUAUUUAUGUUUUUGCGAUGCAAUUGAGCAUUUUUAAAUUUAUUGCAUACAUUUAAUAGAUCGUCUUUUUGUGAGCAAUGUUGACUACUUUAGCAAACAUUAAGCACAUCCUACAAAAGGAACUUUUCAAUAAUAGCGGAGAACGGGUGUUGUCUGUCGUGACUGUGACCAAGACUUUCAAAAAGAAAAGGGCUUGUUAUUUAUGCAUCGUUACAACGCCACCACCCGUGCCGGUGGUUACGGUAUGUCUAGUAAAACAAUCGGAACAACGAGAGGGCGAUUAUAAAAAGAAACGUACUUGGCAACUGGAAGAAAUAAAGUGGGUUGACGGGCGGAACGAGCAGUUUGAGACGCAUGAAUUUGAUAUACAAGUAGAAAAAACUUAUAAAUGGUACGCCUUAAAUUUACACGAACGACAAAACUUUCUGGCGGUUUUGUACAAACAAAUACAUAAAUAUGUACGGGGCCAACAAGGCGAAUUUCGAAACAUUCCUAAUGCUUGGCUCAAUGAUAAAUCUCCAGAAAAGCUCGCUGCCGGGCGAAGUGCCGAGCAAAAGAAUAUUCAAGACACAGAAGAUGAGGAAGAAGCACAAGAAUUUACCGCACUUACAGAUAAAGAAGCCACGGAAUUGGGAAAAUUGUUUUCUGAGUGCGACUUUGCCGUGAAGGAUGCAGAGCAACUUAUUGAAAAGUUGUCCAAAGAACUCCACGAUUUAGAUGGUGCCAACAUCCAAAGUGUAUUAGCAUCAGAAAAACAAGUCAUGACGUUGAUGGAACACAUUGAUAAGGCAAUCUCAGAGGCAGAUAGCUUUGAAAGACGACUAGAUUCAUAUGAGGAAAUUUUGGGGCAUGUAAAAGAGACUAUGGAGAAGAUCGGUGGUAAAAACGCAAUGAUAGAAAUUGCUAACAACAAUAACAUAAAAUUGAUGAAAGAACUGAAUAAAGUUAUUUCUCAGCUCGAUUUGCCUCAAGUACACCAGCAAGCGUUAGAUGAACCGGAUUUGAAGACAGUUUCCGGAAGAAAAGCUGCGAUUGCUGCCGCACAAAGCUUACAGCAAGCGAUGAAUAGCGACAUAGAUUCCACUCUGCUUCGCCUGGAGGCUGUACAAGAUCAACGAAAACGUUUUGAAAAAUGGAAAGCAAAAUUCUCGGGCAUUUUAAGCCGCUUUAUGAAUAAUUUAUUCAUACACCUGGGAAAUGAGAUGGGUGACAAUAUGACAAUGAGUACAGAACUUGUGUUACCGAAUCACUUAGCAGUACAUCGCGAGCUAACUCCUUACACAGAGCUUAUGCAUUGGACAAAGGCAAUGGAUCGAAAGACGUACGAUGGUCUAACGCGUGUUUAUACGACGUCUCUUAGCAAGAUAUACGAGCGUGAUAUCAGGAAUUUUUUUACUUUGGCUAAACUGCAAAUAUCAGAAAAGUUGCGAACAUCAGGUGAAGAUUUGGACACAUCAACUUCUUCGAAAAAAUCCGCUGUGUCAGCUGCGCCGUAUGGCACCUUAGGUGUCAACCGGGAUCAAUGGGGACCUGGAGUGGAGAAUGUAGAUCGGGAACGCUUCGAUUCAGUACUGGAAAAAGUACUGGCAGAACUGGAGCCAGUUGCGCUGCAGGAGCAAAUGUUUUGUAUAAAUUUUUUCCAAAUGGAUGUUAUUAGUCCAACGUCGAAGAAUACUCAAACAACUUUGGAUGUAUUAGAAAAAAGUACUGAUUCUGCAAGUAUUUUAGCUUCACCUACAUCGGCAAGUGGAGGCGGCGAUGCUAAUGGCUUCCCACAAAAGAAAAUUGAUCGUCAAAUAAAUGAAGAGGUUCGUAAACUGAUGAUUGCCUUAUUCGGUUGUUUAGAGCCCGAGCUGGUUAGCUUCAUACAAAGCUUCGAACGUAUUGAUAGUUUCUAUUCCCUUUACGUGCUCGUCCGCCUAACGCAACAUGUUAUGUCGGCGCAAGAUACACAUUCCUUCCUCAGUAUGACCUUCGCUUCAGCUCUGGUUCAAGUGAAAAGAAAUUUCGAUCGUUUUAUGCAGCAGCAGUUAUUGUCAAUCAAAGAAGCAAAAGUGCCUAAACGUUCUAAGUGCGGCAUUCUGCCUUAUGUAGAAAAUUUCGAGUAUUUCGCUCAAACUUCCGAGGGUAUAUUUCGCAAGUCAGAUCGUCGUACUGAUAUGGAAAAGUGGUAUUUGCAACUGGUGAAUGCAAUAUUUGAGAGCAUUAGUGUUCAUGCACAGGAGCACCCAAAAACACCGUCACAAGUAGUACGCAUGGAAAACUAUCACCACAUGUAUUCGUUGCUGGCACAGUUAAAGGUACCCGGCCUGGAUGCUUUGAAAAAGGAAGCCAAAAUGCGAUAUAAUGAUGCUCUGAAAUUAUAUGUCAUACAAUAUUUCGGACGUCCACUGGAAAAGUUGAAUCUCUUUUUCGAAGGUGUGCAGCAAAAAGUGGCACAAGGUGUCAAAGAAACAGAAAUCAGUUAUCAAAUGGCUUUUUCAAAACAGGAAUUGCGUAAAGUUAUCAGUCAAUAUCCAGCGCGUGAGGUCAAAAAGGGGCUAGAAAAUCUAUACAAAAAAGUCGAAAAGCAUCUUUGCGAAGAAGAAAAUCUACUGCAGGUUGUUUGGCAUGCGAUGCAAGAAGAAUUCAUUGCGCAGUACAAUUUUUUGGAGGAGCGUAUACAGAAAUGUUAUGCAGGUGCUAUGAUUACUUUAGAAUUCAAUAUGCAGGAUAUAUUAAAUUUCUUCUCAGACAUAGCACGUUCGCAUUGAAUUUCUUUUAACAAUUAGUUUUGUUGGAAAAAAUUCGAUACAAAAUAUUUUUAUGAGUAUUGUGUAUUAUUGUUACGAAUGUUAUGCUUAACUAUGCUUUUCAAUAAUGGUAUAAAGACAUUAACGAAAAUUUAUUAAUUUUAAGUGCAAUGGAGCAUGUAAUGAAUGAU